This is a messenger RNA of Porites lobata, 13973 nucleotides long. Lineage: Eukaryota; Metazoa; Cnidaria; Anthozoa; Scleractinia; Poritidae. The record is from the annotation of a GenBank genome assembly.
CCCGAGCAUAGUCUCACUGAAAUCAGUCUGGGUAUCCUGUGUCAUCAAUAAAACUUGCGCCCCCACUCGGCUGUUCAAUCUGUGCAUCAUGUCAAUCUGUCAAUAUGGCUGAGCAGUCCUCUUUUGUCGGUGCGAGGUUAAGAGUGUCUUCAAGCGAAGGAAACUACGAGGGAACUGUUCACAGCAUCGACACUGAAAAGAGAAAGCUUACUUUAACUAAAGGUUAGAAGGUCUUUCAAUUUGUAUGCACUCAUAUGCUUCUUGUUGGUUUUUCGAGUCGCACACGGUUGUUACGAAAAUUUGUAAUGGUAAUCACGUUGGGUAUAUGUCGGAAGUGUAUGAUUGUCCAGUUUUUACUGUUUCUAACUCGAACACAUCACACAUUACUUGAAGAACCUUAAAAUCCAGGGUUUAGAAGGAUUGUGGGGCUUAUAUUUUCAAUUAUAUAAACGGGCGGCAGAUCAUCAUCUUCGAUGGUUUCACAGAACAAAUGCAAUGCAUUAGAAGUUAUUAAGUCCAGUGAAGUUCCUGGGUCUUCUUCUAUCUAAUAUAUCUACACAUAUAAUUACACUGUUGGCGGGUUUUUAAUUGAAAUAAAUUGGACGAGAAAACAUUUGGAAAUGCGGGUUAUUUUUAACAUCAUUGCAUGAUUCUAACGUAUUUUCAAUUAGCGACUACUGUACUAACAGCACUUUGCCCUGGUACAAGUGGUUAUUUACAAGGGCAACUUCAGAAUACCCGGCCACAAAUUUUCGUGUUAAAUGUGCUGUUACCGUGGCCCGCAGUUAUCAGCUGAUCCAUUGGGAACAAAGCCUCAUUUUUUAAGAAAUAUAUUUUUCGUUUUGACUUAAAUAAUAUGACAAACAGGAAAUCCACCAAGACAAUACAAUCUUUGUAUUAUACAACACUUGCUUUAUUGUUAGUUAUACGUUUACACAGUAAGGCUGACGUUGUUCUUUACUUGGUACAGCUUAAAUAGGCAACAAAGAAAUUGAUAUCACCUAUUCGGUCCAGGAUAUCAGAUUUAUAAUCACAGAAGGACCCAGUGCAAUUUGGUCUGUAAUCGCACCAGUGUGUAAACCAAUUUGGGAGUUCAAUUUGUAAUGUGAAAAAAGGCACCAAUGCGGGGCUUGGGUUGACAAAAUACAGUCAGUUGUAUGAAGUUGUCCACCAAAGAUUUCUGAUUACUCGGUUUCUUGCAAUGAAGCCUUGUGUAAGUCAGAAUACCCUUUCAGAUAGCAGAUAGUCAAUUGACACUCUUCCUCAAUUUGUGCGUCAACUUUCACAAAUGUUAAAAGGAGGUUGAGUUUGAUCGUCCAGGUGAACGUAGUCCUCAAUAGGACUGUUGUUGUUGACAGUGACUGACGUUUCGACAACCUGUGCAGUAGUCAUCUUCAGAGUCAAAGAGACUUUGAGUUUGACUCUGAAGAUGACUACCGCACAGGUUGUCGAAACGUCAGUCACUGUCAACAGCAACGGUCCUAUUCAGGACUACGUUCACCCGGAUGAUCAAACUCAACCUACUUUUGAAAUGACUCCUGGGUUCAAACCUUUCACAGUUUCACAAAAUAUGUGUUAGCGAAAAAUUUGACCAGCAUUUUGUGCAGCGAGUUGUAUGGUCACGAUUGACUUCAAACUUGCAGAUAUAGAACUAGAGACAGCUCUGAGGCUUAUUUGCUAAAGUAAGGGAAAAAUCUGUUGUAGGAUUCUGAAGCUAUUUACAUUUUUGGAAAGUUGAUAAGUUAGUUAGUUAGUUAGUUAUAACUUAGUUCAUUUCUCCUUAUGAAUAACCUUAAUUUUGUAGUCUACUCAAACUGCCCUUUGCUUGUUGUGUAUAUUUAAAAUACGGUUAAAUGUGCGCUAGACUCAAUCUGUAGCAAAGUCACGAGUCUGUUGGUGAAAUAAUCUACAAAUCUUACAUCUACUUUCUUUUUGGGGAGAAUGAACAAUAUCAGUUAGCAUGUAAACUGGCACAAAUCACACGCCAUACUUAAACCAUUUUUAGACAUUUUUUAAGUCAAACACAAGAAACUUCAAUCUAGAUUUUUACGUGAGCAACUCAUUGGUUGCCCCUAAAAUGUUUAAUUUGCACCAAAAGGAAACACAAUGUACAUGUCUGGGACUCUCUUCCCCAUCUUAAUGAGUUUUUUACCCCUACUCCCAGAGUUUGUAUGGACAGUGUACGCCGAUGUCACAACCAGAUUUUCUGGCACCGAUAGGUUUUCAAUUUCUAUCCCAUGAUAGCUAUGGGGCUCCGCUGUGUACGCUUUGCACACACAGACUUUCCGUUAUAAUGUAAAGUGGAUGUUAAUUAAUAAUAACUGUAAUUUGAUGAUUGUUUUUAGUGGUUUCCUGUAGUACAGGGAGAAGACUUCAUGGUUUUCAUCAUUUCUUUGGACAUGAACUGAGUAACGGUAAGUCUUGGAAAUCAAAGAAGGCAGAUCAACUACCUUUUAUUAUACUUAAUUAAUUAUUCUUAAGAUGUAAACAGGGUUCACACAGUCUUGAAAAGUCCUCGAAUGCCAUUUUUCCUUGAAAAGUUCUUAAAAUUCUGUGUAAGUCCUUGAAAAGUCCUUGAAUUUUCUUCAGUUUGAAUGUAGUGGCCUGGGGCCCGUUUCUCGAAAGUCCCGAUAAUUAACAGGCCCUGUAAGCUGUCUCCGUUUACAUUAAAGAUCAAGGUUUCAAUAGUUGUGUAUCUAGCAUGAUAAAACCAUCUGUUAGUGAAACAAAAUGGAGUAGUCUGCUAGCCAGGACCCACGCUCUUAUUCUUUAUAUUUCGAUUUGAAUAUUUGAUUUUGGGCCCGAAAAGUUACUGGGACUUUCGAGAAAGGGGCCCCUGGAAAGUGUGUUUUGAUGCUUUUUGGUUGUCCCAGAUAGAAUAUAAAAUCAUAACUGAUUUAUCAUAACUUAUUUACACAAAGUGUUCAAUAUUUUAUGCAGUAAUUAGCUAUCAGUUUAAGACAGGUGAACUGAAAAAUGUAGAGAAGUUGGUGAAGCAAACAGAAAAGCCUGAUUAUAAUACACUGGGAAUGUGCAUUUUUGUACAAUCUGUGAAAUUAUACUCCUAGUAGGUGGUCCUUAAAAAGUCGUUGAAGAAUGGUUGCAUUUUUUUGUAUGAACUGUGGUAAAAACUAACCUUAGUUCUUGGUUGUCUCAUUAUUGUUUGAUAGUGGAGUUACUGGAUCAACCUGAUGUUAAUUACAAUCAACAAACAAAGUGAGUAAAAGUCAUGUGUCUUUUAUUUGUUUGCUUGUUUGUUUGAAAACUUACCAGAGGUCAUUACCAUCUUACGUGUAAAUGAGCAGCUAGACCCAACAACAUACAACCCAUGACAUACAAACCAUGGUCAAUUUAAUACUAAAAACUUUUACAAGUGUAAUUUACAAGUGUAGCCAUCAUUUCAGAGUCCAAAAGUUAAAUCGCUAUACUUGUAAAUUACGCUUGUUAAAGUAUUAUUAAAUUAACCCCAGACCACCUCACGUCUGGUUAUGUCACCUGCACAUGUAGCGGUAGUACAAGAGCACAAUAAUGUUAAAACUUAACUGAAAUGAAAAAUAGUCUUCAGUUGUCGGCAAGUCUGUCAGCAAACAAAUUUCUACUUGUAGAUGUUGCAUAAGUUUCAUUCAUAUAAAUUCACCUGUGAAAAUUUUGACCAAUUGGGUUGGUGGGUCGGGAGGGGGUGUUUUGAGUGAGAGACUAGGUUGUUCCUGAGUGUGACCAAAAGUGGGACCAAGCAAAAAGCAAGGCUUAUGAAAUUUAUUUCCGAGAGUUUUGUCUUAAGUCGAAAACAAGAGACUUCAUUCGCUUUCCCGUGUUAAAUGAGCGCUUAUCUUCUUGCUGUAUGAACUCUUCAGGGUCCCCUUUGAAUUAUAGUGACUAGUAAGUAUUUAGCAGAUAAGGAUGAAAUGAUGUAAUCAUCUCCUAAGUCCUAUCAAAGAGGGUAGGGGAACGUGAGAGUCGCAAAUUGCAUAAUUUUGUAUAGAUUGUUUUCACUGUCACGCCAAAAAAAACAAAUUGGAAACUGUCCAGUGGAAGAAGCCAAGAAAAUGAGAUGCUAUAAAAGACUAAUAUUUAAACAAUUUGUCAAAGUCUCAUGUCUUAAUAAUUAAGACAUGCCGAUUUGCCGAAACAUUUCAUGCACCUUUGUAGAGCUUUGUAUGGAGAUGCCAUAUUGGUGUGCCGUUUUGGUCCACCAGUAUGGCCGCCAGAAAUUAACAAAAACAUCUGGAGUUCACGUUUUCUGUAAAAGCUCUUUCUUUUCACUCGAGAACUAGCAUACAUUGUACUUGCUGAAAAUCACAAGGAGAGAAUUUUUUUCAACAAGACAGCAUUCCUAUUUUGGUGUCACGCAUUGUGAAAACUUGGAAGUUCAAAUUGCUGUAUUUUCGAAAUGAAACAUCCUAUGGGAAAGGAAACUUGUACAAAGAUCUAUUUUUUGUUAUCUUCAACCUAGUGUAAAUAAGAAUUCGUAAAACCUCGCUAUUUUGACUUUACAAUUUGAUGACAUCACUGUGAAAACCAUCUAUAGGGAAUGUGAUAAAUUCGAGACUGCUUUCUGCUGUUUGGAAUGGGGACCAUAGAUCAAAGAACUACUUGUUAUAAAUUUAAAUUUUGUACUUUUCUUUUUUAGUGAGGGGAAAAAUGUUAUUACAAAGAAAGACGAAAGAGCACCUGAGGAAAAGCCAGAAAGCUCAAAUUCUCAGCAUUCAAGGCCAGCUGCUUACAAGCCAGAUGUAAAGUUCGGGGAAGGAAGAGGGCGAGGAAUCAGAAAAGCUUUUAAAGAUGCUGGUAUUGGGAUUAAUACAAAGCUGGGGCUAAAGAAAAUGGCAGUUUCUAGUGGGUCCUUAUCACGAGAUGUAAGUGACGAGGGUGCCAGUCUUCUGAAGAGACAACCAAUUGAAGCAGAAAAAUGUAAGUAUAUACUGUAAUGCUACAAAUUGUUAUUGUUGAAGAGGAGUGUCAAAGGGUGGCCACUUUUGUUCGAAUGUAAAUCCAUUUCCUUGCCUAUAAAUGUUGGCAGCUUUUCCAAAGCCUUAUCCGAUGGGCUAUCUGCUAACAUUUGUGGGUCAUGUUUCUUCUUUGUAACCUUGAUUCACUCCGCUGCAUGCCAUUUUCACCAGUUUUCUAAAGAGUCUAAAAUAAGAGUGCAAGUUAUUGUUAGCAAACUUUCCCUGCCCACAAUAUGAAGUUAAUAUGUCUUUCAAAAGUGCAUUUGUUUACAUUUUUGUCUUUAGAUCUAUCUGAUGUGAUAUCAGAUGAUGAUGAGAAGGAAAAUUUAAGUCCAGAUGACAUACCAUCAACUGUUGUUAUAGAUGCCUUUGGAGGACAGUUUGAAGAAGCAGUAAGAAUGGCUCUUGUAUAUAGUUAGUUAAUAAAACCCCUAAAAUACAGCUUAACCACUAUUCAGGGCUUGAAAUAACAACCAGUCAAUGGACCAUGUCCAGUCAAAAAUAGGCUUUGUCCGGUCAAAUCCUUGGAUGGCCGCACGUUUUGUCUACCUUUCUACGCUUCUUACACACAAUCCAGACCUUCACAUUUUAAAUGAUUGAUCGAGAUUGAACAUUGUUGGUGUUUGUUGUUGGUGAAGAAAAAGAAAGGGAAGGUGGGAAGAAAAAGGCAAACAGAUCAAGAACAUUUAUAACAGUUCAUUCAUUACAAGUUUUUGCUUUGUCUUCCAUGAAGUCGUCACUACAAAUUCAGGAGUAGCUUGUGUAGCAGUGUCAAGUAAUAUUAUAAUCCACAUGGAUUUUACUGUGAAGUGUGACCAGAUAAUCCUAGAUUAAAGACAUUUGUUUGGCCAAAAACGGGCUGUGGCCAACCAAAAAUAGGGUAUACCAGAUAACUUAACUGGCGCUAGCCGGGAAAUUGUUUCAAGCCAAGUACCGGUAGCUACUAGCUGCUACUAACAGCCACCACUCCAUAUAUUCAUUCUUGUAUCAUCCUCUUUACUAACAAUGGCUACCUCUCCGAACAACAACUCCAUAAAGUUGCAAAAUUUUACAGACGUUUAUAUGGUGGGGGGCAGGUUCAUACAAGAAAGCCUUGUCACAAAAGCCAUUGGAAAUUCAUUUAGAUUCUUUAAAUUUGUUAAGAUUCCAAUCCAAUACUUGUAAAUCAAUGAAGCACAAACUGAUGUACUCACUGUGCCUCAGACUUUUUGUUUUGUAACUUUUUUCCGAACAUUAUGGGUUGUUUUAUUGACUCUAUUUUGAUUAUGUUUUUUUUUUUAUUAAUAUAUGUUCUCACAAGCAUUUAUAAAUUAAUGUUCCACCCUUUUCUCCAAAAAUUGGUGUUACAUUACACCCUUUAGCUAUCUUCACAUAAUGGCCACCUUGCUACAAUAGUCAGUUUCAUGCAGUUCUGUCCCCAAAGUGGCUGUUUCAGAGUUCAAAUCCACUGUCAGUUUGGUCAAAAAACAAUUAACUUUUCUCAUUACAGUAGUACUACUGACACUAGCUGUAUGACACCCACUUAUAGAGGACAGUUUUCAGUGUCCCAAUGUAAUGCUCCUAUAGUUUCUCUUAUCAUUCUUAAAAAGAUAUUGUUCCUUCGUUGAUAGUGUUAGCAUCCCUUAUACUACCAGGCCAAUGUCAGUCAAAUAGCUUCAACCAGUAGAGGUGGUGGAAGAGUUGGCUUAAAAAGAAGGAAAAGAAAGAAGAUGAAUGAAAUAUUAUGUUUUGUUCAAGACAAAUAAACUCUAUAAUAUGUCUAUCACCUACAUGUAGAUUAUAACUGAUUACAGCACUUUUCUUCAUACAGGUGAAGUUCGUAAGUAAACAACGAGUCAUUGGAGUGUGUUGUGAAGGUGUCAAUCUUGGAAGAUUUGGAAAGCUUUGUUGGCUUGUGGUAGGUCCACCUAAAAUUUACCCCUAAUAACAGUCAGAAUUAUGAAUGCAAAGAAGAUCGUUGCGGUUAAAGACGCAACUUGCACAGUUGUGAAAAGAUACAGUGUAGCCUGAAAAAAAUUCAGGCUUUCCAGGAUUUGAACCCUGUCCUCUGCAAUGCCAGUGCACUGCUCUAACCAGUUGAGUUAUUGCAAAGAUCAGGGUUCAAAUUCCACCACGCCUGUAUUUUUUCAGGCUUUCUUUUUGCAACUUCAUAAGUUGUGGUAAUUUUCUUUGUAUUUAUUUCUUCAUUCCUCAGUUCCAUUUUAUAAAAUUUGGGUAUUCAUUGUUUCAACAGUCAGUAUCAUCUAACGUAAAACACAGUGUGUUAUUUUACCCUCCAAAUCACAACUGCGAUGCCUGAAAUUUUGGAAAUAAUGUGAUUUGGAAAAUGUUAGCAAGUCGGGUACCCCUUAGUAAAGGGAACUCUACUAACCAUGGUGUUAUACAAAAGUGACCAUUUUAGUGAAAGGUGUUGCCUAGUCCCUUAGACAAGUGAUUUUGUUUUUUUUUUGUCCUUUCAGAUUGGUUGUAGCAGGGUAAUUUACUUGUUUGAUGUCCUCACUCUUGGAGCUCCUUGUUUUGAUGAAGGACUGCAAGACAUUCUGGAGAGUGGAGAUAUACUCAAGGUAUAAUGGGGGAGGCAGUGUCAGUGGGAGAGUAAAGCACACGUCAAACUGCAGAGGACAAAACAGAGUGCAAAGAAAGUCGUUUCCGAUAGCCCGAGGUUAGGGGAUUUUGCUAUCGGGCUGGUGUUUUUUGUUCUAAACUUGCCCGACGGGCAAGUGCUGUCUUUUGGGGGAAUUCAAAUUGCAGAAGGAUUGUUAUCAAUCCUGCCAAUCAAAAAGGGUUUUGGGGCUAGUUGAAAUGACUUGAAAUGUGGGCUAGUACAUGCUAUCUACAGUUUGUCCGAAUGGCAGGCUGUAAAACUGACUUUCUUUGCACCCUGCAAAAGAAAAUACAGAAUAGCCAUAAAGAAGGAUGGAUGGGCAAAACUGAUGCAUCCUGUUUAGCUUAAAAGACAGGGCUUGGGCCUUUUUCAAGUUUGUCUCAAUUUGUACAAAGGAAAAACUUGUAGUGCUUGGUAUAAAUCAACAGUAUUUUUAUAUGCGUGGCAAUGACCUUUAAAAGGGACUUCUUCCAUCAGUUUGUAAAUUUAAGGUCACAUGUAACGAAGAAUGGGCAAAAUUAUAAAACUUAACCUUGACCUAUCCACUUUAGGUUGUUGUCUGCUGUUUAGCUGUAAGGAUUCAAAUGUUUAAAGCAUUGUUGUGUUUUUCUCUACUGUGUGUAGGUAAUUCACGACUGUAGACAAGUCAGUGAUGCAUUGUAUCAUCAAUAUCGUGUUCGACUUGUGAAUGUGUUUGACACUCAGGUACAUUUGAUUUUCUUUCUUUUUAAGAAAUUUAUUGUUGCCGUAGGAAACAGCUUAUUCAUUUUCUUUUGAUAUUUUUUUUGCAACACAGUUGUUUCAAAAAUGUAACUAUUGAUAUUUGGGAUCAUUAUACGUUUCUGGAGAACUGUUCACCUACCCCUCCCCUAAACUAACACUAACUCUUACUUCUCACUUAGGGAAAAAUGUUGACUUAGGGGAGUGGUAGGUGGGCGGUUUUCCAGAAACUUAUAAUGGGUCCUGUGCUGCCCACCCAUGGUUUGAAUUUUUGUGUGAAAAUGUUGCUUAGUCAGUAAGCCUUGCUCAAUACACAAUGAAGAACAAUUUAAGGUCUGCCGGACAGCAACCCGAUCCUGUGAAAUCCAGUGUGCUCAGCAUAGAUUUUUAUGAAAAAAUUACAAUUUCGUGGUCGCUUAAUACAAGGGCAAAAGUAGGUCUCGACAUUACUCCACGUAAAACUCUGUGUCGCCAAUCGACUUUCAGAGAAAAAGGACUGCAAGUUGCCACAAGUACUGCCAUCAAACGGUUACUGGUCGUUUCGAUGCAAGUUUACUCAGUCGAGUUGUAAAUAGUUCCAGGUACUUGACCUAAGAAACGAAGAAUAUUAACCCCAAUUUUUUUCUUGUUCACGCGCAUACUAUAUUCGAAGUGAAGGAAAUUUUUGUGCAAUUUCACUGCUUGAGUUCAUUUCGAAACGAUCGGUUUACCCAUAGAACAACUCUAGCCUGAGAAAACAACCGACAUUUCUUGACGCCACCUCUGGUUUCCCCACGAAAUGACGUCUGAGGAAUGAGCGGAGAAAUUCCCUUCUGACUGGUUGUGCGGCUUGGGAGCGAUUUGCUUUAACUAAUCAGAAGCAGUACCCAGAUUUUAACUCUGCCAUUAGACUUUUUGAUGAUGAUGCAUAGUUAUAUGGAACAAUCUGUUGUGAUGAAGAUGCAGCUGAUCUUCAGGAUGAUCUAUAUAGAUUAGACGCUUGGCAACAAAAGUGGAAGAUGAAAUUCAAUCCUUACCAUCCUUUAUUUUUUAGCGUUUUAAAGUUAACGUGAAGACCCCUGGAUGUUGGCUACAAAACAAUAUUUAGAUUUAGAGUUAGAGUUAGAUCUGGGUAAUGACACGUCAUCAGUAUGGAAUUUCUGCGCUCGUUUCUCAGACGUCAUUUGGCGGGGAAAUCAGUGGUAGUGUCGCCAAAUGUCGGCUGUUUUCUCAGACAAGAACAAUUCUGGCCUAGUGCAGAGUAGGACAGCCUUUCAGAAAUUCUCAGUAGUUCUUACUUUUGUUACUGUAUUUCUUCCCAAUACAGGUAGCAGAUGUCAUGAUUUAUAAGAAAGAGAAGGGAGGUGAACUACCGAGGUAUGCACCCACACAAUUCUGACUAACGGUUGUUUCGCUAAUGUCGUAAGUUAGGUGGCCUUGCUAACGUUUUUUACCAGACUUCAGGAUGCUGUUAUUCAUCACGGCAUGUAACGAACAACUCAUAACUUUACAUUGCUUCUUAUUUGUUAUCAAACUUUUAUGUACAUGUAUGUAUAGUUUUUAUUAAUUAGAGUUAACCAGAGAAAUGGGCGAGUUGCCGUGACACGUAGACGAACUUUACAAAACCCUCUCGCGUGGGGUACUAUUGAAAACGCUUUUUAUACCCAGGCCCAUUGAAGACUGAACCACCAUUUAAUAGGCCAUUCUGGAGUUCCCCUGGGCCUCUGUAUCAGAACGAGAUUAAGUGUCCAGCCUUUGAUAUGGAAAUGAUUUUUCCUUCUCAGGCAAAUAAAACUCAUUUUCACACGAAAUGUUGUGCACCUAGCCUCAUUUUGAAGGUGAGGGUUUUUAAAAACUCGGAAAUGGCCUGUUCGUUUUUAAGCCGUUUGCAGGACAAAGCCAGUGCCCUCUUCCUUGGUUAUUUAAGACCCUGUGUAUUGGCCGAACCCACAACCGUUCCCGCAGACUAGCACUCAACCGACUGUGCCACACCUACCUCAUUCUGUAAAUCACUUGGAAGGAAUUGGACUUCUAAUCACACAACACUAAGCUGUUAUUAAUAGCUUUUUUAUCCUGUACUUGUCUUGCUAGGUAUGUCAAUGGUAUUGUAGCGUGCUUGUAUGAAUACCUCAAUGUGUCACCUGAUCAAGUCAACUUCCAGAAAGUGCGGCUUCAGUACAUGCAGGUAUCUAAUGAUGUCUUGUUUAUCGAGAUAUGAGUAAGGCUUUGUUCACGCUAUACCGGAAAGCUUUCGGCACGAAAAGCGACCCGGUAUCGUUUGAACACCUUUUCGAUAUGUAACUCUCCACUUUAAAUAUCGGCGCUCCGUUAGAGAAAUCGCGUCGAAAUCAUCGUUCUUACGUGUAUAUAGUAGUAACAAAGUCUAAAUCAACUUUUCACUGUCCACCUUAAAGCCAGCGUUGUGACAUGAAAAAACAAGAAUUAAUUAGUUGAAUAACUGACAAUUAUUCUACCAGUGAGCAUUGGAUAUGAGAUGGUAGAUAGCCAACGAGUAGCGCCGAGUUGGCUCUAAUCAUCUCAUAUCUAACAAGCGCAAGUGGAAUAAUUGUUUUAUUUAAAAUGCCCACAAAAAAUCGAGAAUUCUUCUCUCUUACUUGCUUAUUAUAAAAAGGUUUCUGUUUCUGUUUUUGUCCAUAAGUUUUUCAUAACGGCUGGGCGUCUUAUGUGAAAGGUCGUUAGCUUUAUCCGCAGGUGCUAGUUUGACGGCAAGGUAUUUUGACUGCCUUUUUUAAUACUUUUUUUGCAGAGGAAAGAGUCUGUUUGGGCAGAGCGACCAUCUCCAGCAGCUCUGGUGGAUGCAGCUGCAAGGGUAGGCCAUGAUACUUUAAUCUCGGGCCUGUUUUUUUCGCCUUGAAAUCACGCUGCUUUAAUAUCAAACAUGAAGUUAUGAGAACACUAUGUACAAAGAGGUCGUUAUUGAGAGAAAUAUGAGGGUCAAUUUUAAGCCUGGUGAGGUACAUGAUGAAGAUGAUUUUUCAGUCAGUGAUACUGGCGGCUCGGGGGAAACAAAAAGUCAAAUUCACUUUCACAUUUCUUGCAUUGUGGAUAUAUCGGUAUCCAGUCUUAGCCCGCUAGGGAAAACAUCUCUUGUUUGUCACAAGAACCUUGUGACCUUACCUCCCACGAGUCUUCUGUAGCUCAGUGGUAGAGCAUCUAAACUAGUACCCAGAAGGUCGUAGUUUCCGAUUUCCUCUUCUGAGCCGCCUGUGUCACGGACGGAAAAAGCAUCUUAUCUUUCUUAAGGUUGUCAUUGUUUAUCAAAUUUUCCUUACGUUGAAUUGCCCAUGGAUGGAGAACCCAAAAACUGGUAAAGUGUCCGUUUAUCUUGUUCUGUUAUCUUUGUGUGUCCAGCAUGUUAUGUACCUUCGAGAAUUACGACUUGCCCAGAUGGAGCGUUUGUUAGCUGAAUUUCUGUAUGGAGUCAAUAUAUACCUCAGCGUGGUUAGAGAUGCUAAGGAUAUCAAUCCCAAGGUACGAAGCUGCGAAAUAGUUAAAGGACUUCUUGUCUAAGGAUAACUGGGAUACUACGUUAUCUGCACCCUGUUACCCUUCUCCCCUCGCCCCCCUCCCCCAUCGUUUUCUGUUUCGACCUCGGUUCAGCUUUCGCGCGGCUGUAACACUUACUCUGCGAACCACAAAUGAAAAAGCACACCAAAAAACCGCCAGCUACGGAGGCUAGUUAUAUCGAGGUAAGUACAGAAAUACGAAGGAAAAUGCAGUGCUUAGUGGUUUUUUGUGUCAUCGGUAAGGUAAUGUGUCAACAGGAAAAAAGGCCAGUGAUGCCAUCAGAAUAUGGAAUAAUGAAACGAUAAAGGAAAUACUAGACACCAAUAUAAUGCGAAACAUUUAUCAGUUUUCCCAAUUUUUAAAAUGAUAAAAAUGCUUUCAGGAAAUAAAAAAAAAUCCAGAUGACUGCUGUAGGCAUGUGCGUAUGUGCGUAUAUGGACGCUACGCUGCUGCACUGGCCAACCUUUUUCCCGCUGUUGUUGACGCGUUCACUACAUUCACUAUAUUAGCGCUCCGUUUUUGCUCAUGUUUAAGGCCACUUUUAAAAGUUAUUGUCAUCAUCUACUCCUAGCUAAAUAUGACAACCCACCGCCAUGAUUAACCCGUGCUAAUAGGAAUUAACUGAUCGAAGAUGAACGAUAAAAUGUACACGUUUACGGGAAACGUCAGUCUGUACUACAUGUACUUCUCGUUUACUGUUCAUUAUAGCUACACAGAAAAUAAGUACUUUCAUGUCCGGUUCAUCGGUAAGAAUCAUAUUAGACAAUUUUAUCUCCUCAUUUUCUUAUUAUAUGUGAGAAUUUGUGAACUUUAAUAUGACGUUUACCGUUUUCCGUAAAAGCGAAUUUAGUGGAGAGAAGAUCUUUUACUUCUCAGCUACUUUUAGUUAUCUCUUCGACUGACUGUGUAUUUUAUCCAGACACUUUGAUCACUGUCACCAGACAUAUUGAAAUAAUGGCCUCUGUCAGAAUCCAACCCCAACAACUUGGUCAAGCUGUUUUGAUCCCUCAAACAGUUCUUCACACUCGUUACCGCUUUGGGUUGAUUUGUACUUCUGGAUUCAAUUACUCAUCUUUUUAGAAAAUAUAUGAAAUAAAUCGCCAUUUGAACUGCGGAUAAAGUUAUGAAAGUGAACAUGAUCUUCGCAGUAGAAUGAACAACCUAAGCGGUUUCGUGCGGUCAAUCGCAAAGGACAGGGUUCGAUUCCCGUUCAAGCCCGAAUUUUUUCAGGCUCUUUUUCAACCCCUUAGGUUAUUAAUUCUACUGCGAAUAUCAUGCUCACUUUCAUAAUUUCUUUUUAUGUCGUUUAUUUUUCUUACCAGAUGAAAGGUCAGUUGCUUCCUUCAAAAUUCCAUUCACUGAACCAGUUUAGCUACCGUCAGCGCGCGAGACCAUACGACGGAGACUUCAACGAGGACGCGAUUAAUGGAGUCCCAGAGGACGUACUAGCUAAUCGAGAGGCCUGGAACGAAGGACAAGAAUUCGCAGAUAAGUACGAGAACAAGAAAGGACGGGUAAAAGAGAGGAAACUCGGCCCAGCUCCUAGCGCUGUGUCUAGGCUGCGACAGUCGUUGCCAGAUAUCGCCAGUGGAAGUGAUUCAGAAGCAAGCAAUGCAAGUACAGAGGGGAAUGGCUUCACGAUGAAGCCACUUGCACAAGAUCUCCAAGAAGCCGUGGCAGCUCGGCCGAGUGUCAAGUCUACCCCAGUUACGGUCCCAUCUCUUCCUCCACAAACACUCUUCACCGAGUACGACUUUCCACCGCUAAGCAGUUCAGAGUCUGAAGAGCCAGGAUCUCCGCCGCGACCAUCUGCCAUGACGAAUGCCAGGAAGCAACAAUCCCGUAAUUUGCAAACGGAGAUAGGGCCAGCAACCAAUGGCGUCUUAGCCAGGGAGCCUGGGUUCGCAAAUGCCCCUGGAGCAGAUCGAGUCUCCCCACAUCGCGCCAGUGCGUUAUUAAGAGAGACAGCUGUUUUACCUGGUCGCGGGCGGGCAGGAGCUUUGUUACGUCACGCAGCUAUGCCGGCCCUUCGUUUGCCCGCUGAAGAUGCGCCAUUCGGUGGUGGCUACGAAAUGACAAGGAAUCAAUUUCCGUUCCCAGCUGAUGACGAGUUACUUGCUGCGCCUGAGAUUAUUCCCAUUCCCAGGCAACAGAUGAGCGGAGGAACUCAAGUUAGAAUCAGACAAACCUGA